AUGGAACAAUGGCUUCAAACUCCCUCGCAUGCGAGCAUCGGCCAUGACACGGCCAUUAGGAAGUAUUGUUCUGAACGUCUAGAGCAAGAGCAACAAGGAGAUUCAGACGAGGCGUCGAAUGAGCUAGAGAUGUGGUCCUCCUCUGGCACAAAUAGCCCUAGCUUGGCGGCAGCGGAGCAAGUGGAAUUUGUUGAUGGUCUCAUAAACAUGGAGUGGUGCUAUGAAGAAGAUGGCAAUUUGGCCAGUAAAUGUGGUUUCGCUAGCCAUUCUGAGACCGUUACGAUUUCAAGAAAUUAUGGAAUCGAGGAAUUCAUGGCUCUUUUGACUCCUGGAAGUUCCAUAGAAGAGGAAAUCGAUGUUAUCUCAUCGAUUGAGCCCACAAACUCGGAAUCACUGAUACCUCCUCAUGAUGGGGAUGCAAUGAAUGAGAUGAGCCAAGGUGUGGAUGAGGGUUUGCAUCUUGUUCAUUUGUUGCUUGCAUGUGCUGAGGCUGUUGGGUGUAGGGACUCUAGUCUAGCAAACUCAAUUUUGAGCCAAAUUUGGGGUCUAGCCAAUCCACAUGGUGAUUCCAUGCAAAGGGUUUCCUUUUGCUUUGCAUUGGGCCUAACCACAAGGUUGGCCCUACAGCAAAAUGUGGGAUUAAGGGGGUCAUUCUCGAACUUGGGCCUUGACUUGGAACUUCCGAGCAAGGAAGAUAAAGUAGAAGGAUUCCGACUACUUUACCAACUUACUCCUUACAUUGCUUUUGGGUUCACAAUAGCAAAUGACGCCAUAGACCAGGCAGCACAUGGGAAAGAUGCAUUGCACAUAAUAGACCUAGGAAUGGCACAUACCCUACAAUGGCCCCCUUUGAUAAGGACACUAGCAUCAAGGCUUGAGGGUCCCCCAAAGCUUCGCAUAACUGGUGUAGAUGUUGAUCCCAACAGUAAAGAAUUGGAAGAGAACAUGAAGGUCUUGGCAAUGGAGGCAAGCUCAUUGGGAGUGCCCUUUGAGUUUCAACUGAUAGUUGGUCCUCUAAGCCCUUCUCUCCUAAACAUGGAAACAUUGGGGUCAAGAGAAGGAGAGGCAUUGUUUGUUAACAGCAUUAUGUAUUUGCACAAACAUGUUAAGGAAAGUAGAGGGUCUCUCAAGUCUAUACUACAAUCAAUUAGGAAGUUAAAUCCAACACUUUUCACUCUAGUGGAACAAGAAGCAAACCACAACGGGCCAUUCUUUCUUGGGAGGUUUCUCGAGUCGCUUCAUUACUACUCAGCGAUAUUCGAUUCCCUCGAGGCUAGCCUCCCAAGGCCGAGUCCUCAAAGGAUGAAGAUAGAGAGGUCUCAUUUCGCAGAAGAAAUACGAGACAUAAUUGCUUACGAGGGCCUGAAGAGAGUUGAGAGACAUGAAAGAGCCGAUCAGUGGCGACGGCAGCUCGGAAGAGCAGGAUUUCAAGUAGUAGGGCUUAAGUCAAUGAGCCAAGCUAGAAUGAUGCUUUCUGUUUAUGGUUGCGAUGGAUACACUCUAGCUACUGAGAAAGGAGGUCUGGUUCUAGGAUGGAAAGGGAGAUCGAUUAUGUUGGCAUCUACCUGGCAAGUGCACUCCGCGUCCCCUAGCAACAAAACUCAUGAGUAG
Molecule: messenger RNA, 1611 nt
Organism: Amborella trichopoda
Lineage: Eukaryota; Viridiplantae; Streptophyta; Magnoliopsida; Amborellales; Amborellaceae
Product: GRAS family protein RAD1
Source: RefSeq, a predicted model, not a curated record